This is a messenger RNA of Cladocopium goreaui, 720 nucleotides long. The record is from the annotation of a GenBank genome assembly. Lineage: Eukaryota; Dinophyceae; Suessiales; Symbiodiniaceae.
AUGACAGACCAGUUGAGCGAGGAAACUCUCCUCUUCAAUGCUUUGAAAGCUCACCAAGGUCAACCAACAACAGCUUCUGGGAACAACAGCCAGGGCCAGAUGAACCGAACUACAGGGAGCCCAGAGUGGUGUGGUGAAUUCCCAUGGAACUUCCGCAAGAAUGUGCCUGGCAGUUGCAUACCAGUUGCAGAUUUCGAGGCCAACAAUACGAUCGAUGCCUCUGCUGCGAUGGCAAAGGAGCCCACUGUCGAGGUUGCCUUCGCAACUUUGGAGGGCAUUUGGCUGAUCAACCGAGGUUCAACCAAGGACAGGACCUUGGUUUGCUGGGUGAAAUCCCAGAAUGGCUCAACGACCAAGACCAUUCACAGUGUGGCAGACCUCUUGUGCAGCAUUACCAGGGAACGUGGGAUCACUGAACUUCGAAUGACUGAUCACGAUUUGGAGUCGAUGAUGAAGGUGCUUGCGGAUGGACAGCAAAGGGCACUGCACUACCGCUACAAGAUUAGCCCUGUGCAGAAGAUCAACGCCUUCAAAGCCAAGGAAUUGGACCCACAGGUUUCUCGAAUUGGCAUUCGGAGUGCCAUGUUGGGGGCCUAUUUCAGCAAGAAGUUUGACAAGAUGCCGCAGAAUGACUGGGUCAAGGUUCUUUGGGAGGCCAGGUCAUCCCAAAACAAGUGUUGGUUUAUGAAUCAAAACCAAGUUCAGAAACAUCAAAUCUAA